GGAGGAAGGAGGAACAGCAACCACUGUUUUUGUUCUUCACCACCAGUUUCUCCCAGCAGGAUUUAAAGUGGUUCCUCAGUGCCACUGGAACAUGCGAGCUUUGAUCAGGUCGGACUGACUCGGACCAGUUUGGAGGAGAAACUCUUUGGCUUGGUUCUGGAUCUCAGACAGGACAGGAGCACCACAGACAAAUCAAGCAGAUCUUGGAGAGCAUGGCGCGUACUGGUUUGCCCGGGCUGCGGGUGUCUAUAGAGGUACUGUUGGUACUGGUGUACCUGACCCGGUGUCCGCGGGGAGCGGCGGGAGGAGCGUGUGAGCCGGUUCGGAUCCCGCUGUGCAAGUCCAUGCCCUGGAACAUGACCAAGAUGCCCAACCACCUGCACCACAGCACCCAGGCAAACGCUGUGCUGGCCAUCGAGCAGUUCGAGGCUCUGCUGGGCACCGGUUGCAGUCCCGAUCUGCUCUUCUUCCUGUGCGCCAUGUACGCGCCCAUCUGCACCAUCGACUUCCAGAACGAUCCCAUCAAGCCCUGCAAGUCGGUGUGUGAACGUGCCAAGAGCGGCUGUGAGCCCGUGAUGAACAAGUACAACCACAGCUGGCCUGAGAGCCUGGCAUGCGACGAUCUGCCCCUCUACGACCGCGGGGUGUGCAUCUCACCCGAGGCCAUCGUACCAGCCGACUCCAGAGAUACUCCACACUAUCAAGACCCGGUAAAAUGUAACCCAGAAUUGAACCCUGACUUUGUGACUGAGGUGAUGAACGGCAACUGUAAAGGAGUCAGUGAUCGGUGCAAGUGCAAAACUGUAAAACUCACUCAGAAGAUCUACGCAAAGAACAAUUAUAAUUAUGUAAUCCGUGCCCGGGUGAGGGAAAUAAAGAGCCGUAAUCAUGACCUCAGUGCUGUGGUGGAGGUAAAAGACGUGUUGAAGUCGUCUCUGGUCCACAUCCCUCGAGAGACGGUGACUCUGCACUACAGUUCAGGUUGUCCCUGUCCACCACUCACAACCAACGAGGAGUACAUCAUCAUGGGAUACGAAAAUGAAGAACGCUCACGGCUGCUUCUUAUUGAUAGAUCUAUUGCGCAGAAGUGGAAGGACCGUUUAGAAAGCAGAGUGAAGCGCUGGAAUCAGGCCUUGAGGAAACGAGACAACGACAGACGUGGCCGUCCCUAAUCUCACACAGACACGGAGAGUAUCUGAGAAACUAAAGAAAAUUGCACUAUUGUACGUUUUUCUCCAUGUUUAAGAAAUUGUAGCAGAUUUUGUAGUUGCUUUGUAAGAUAUUGGUUUUGUUUUUAAUUUGCCUUUGCACGAACAAAAUGUUCAUUUCAACAUUGCUGCAGGUGUGUGUGCGUGUCUGAGUGUUUGUGUGUGUGUGUGUGUGUGUGUGUGUGUGUGUGUGUGUGGGGGGGGACUUGUUUUUAAUGGUGAAGCGUUGAGGUCCAUGUAAGGAUCUGGAAGGAAAGACAAGGAGAUUCAAUUAGGCGUGAAGAAGUUUAAACAAAUUUCUUGCCAAAAUGGAAAGUGGACGAUCUUCUGAUUGUCUACCAAUUGUUGGAUUUUCACAUUUGAAGGAAAAGAUGUGAAAUGGACAGCGGGGCGUCGUCUUGCACAAGGAGACACGAAGACGAUCCAGCACUGUAAAGGAAAUGAUAUCCAGGAUGGAGAUGAAAUGUCCAUUUAUUUUAAACUGACACUGUUGCAUAAUACCGCAGUAGUCUUGAUUUUAGAACUCAUACGCACACGUUUAAUAGAUCAUAUGUCGUUUCUUAGGCUUGGUUCAUGUACGAUUAGAUAAUAACUGGCAUGCAGGUAACAUGGUCAAUUAAAAGGUCUUUUUUUGUUUGUUUUUAUGGACUGAUGAAUAGAAGGUGGCUCAGCAAUAUUCAAACCAUAUUCAUAUUUUCUGUUUCUUUACAUUCAGUAUUAAACAUAUCAGACUGGUGAA
Trichomycterus rosablanca is the source of this 1947-nucleotide messenger RNA. It is a transcript of the gene frzb, whose product is annotated as frizzled related protein. Gene Ontology annotation, molecular function: Wnt-protein binding. The record is from RefSeq and is a predicted model, not a curated record. Gene Ontology annotation, cellular component: cytoplasm. The coding region runs from base 213 to 1172 and encodes 319 amino acids. Gene Ontology annotation, biological process: non-canonical Wnt signaling pathway; canonical Wnt signaling pathway. Lineage: Eukaryota; Metazoa; Chordata; Actinopteri; Siluriformes; Trichomycteridae. The transcript is spliced from 7 exons.